Molecule: messenger RNA, 3997 nt
Organism: Dioscorea cayenensis subsp. rotundata (Guinea yam)
Lineage: Eukaryota; Viridiplantae; Streptophyta; Magnoliopsida; Dioscoreales; Dioscoreaceae
Product: putative disease resistance protein RGA3
Exons: 4
Coding region: 254-3532 (1092 amino acids)
Biological process (GO): defense response to other organism
Molecular function (GO): ADP binding
Source: RefSeq, a predicted model, not a curated record
AUUCUCCAACUGGGGGUUCCGAUUCCUAAGGAAGAAAUUUUGUUCAUCAAACUUACUAGGAAGGAAAGCAAUUGCUAUAAUCAAAGUCAAAGUCAUUGGAAAGAACCAAGAAGCCAGUGUUCUGCCCUUCCAUCCAUCAGUUUUUCCCUAGGUCUUCUCUUCUCUUUUUUCUUAGUUCUCCCCUUCCUCAAAGUCUUUCUAUAAUUUCUUCUUCUGUUCUAUUCUCUACUGUUCGCUGCACUCUCCGUCUACCAUGGCUUCUGCAACUUUGUCCGCAGUUGCAGGAUCUAUUCUUUCACCGUUGACUGACAUAUGUUUGGAGAACUUGAUCGAUUAUCUAUGGAAAUAUCUAUCAUCAUCACCAUCAUCAUCAUCCUCUGAAGAAGCAGAAAAACAGCAACAACUGAAGGAUUCAUUGGAAGCCUUGGAAGAUUCCAAGUGGUUUGUUGAGUCAGUGAACAGCAGAAUCAUGAUGUUGUUUGAAAAACAUAAGCAAAACAACAGGGUGGUCAAUUUGCAUGCCAAACUCAAAGGUGUUGGUUAUGACAUACAAGACUUGGAAUCAGAGAUGAAGUACAUGGAGUUGGAGAGAAAGGUGGAGGAGAUCAACAAGGCUGAUCAAAAAGAUGACACUACUUCUGGCCAAUCUAGUAGAGGAGGACUAAAGCGCUUGAUUCCUUUUCGUCUACCAACUUCCUCAUCAAGUGAGAAAAAACGUCGCCUUCCGACAGCAGCGCAAUCCUCAACUCUGUCAACAGAUGAUGACAUUUUGACAAAGAUUACUAGUAUUAUAAAACAAUUUACGAGCAUUAAAUCAAAAUUGGAGGAAGAAAUCAUGUUGGAAGAAUGGUUUGACCAGAUCAAGUUGAAUGGUGUUUAUGAUCCAUGGGAACAACAUCACUCCCCUCAAAACGAACGUGUCACCACGUCAUCAACAAAUGGAAGGAAGAUAUAUGGUCGAAAGAAUGAGUUACAAUGGUUGAUUGAGUUUCUCAUAGGGCCAAAUCUCAACAAUAGUACUGUUUCUGUUGCACCAAUAGUUGGGAUAGGUGGUAUUGGAAAAACUACUUUGGCUCAGUUUGUCUUUGACCAUACAGAAAUAGAAAACAAUUUUGACAAAAAAGGGUGGAUAUUUGUAUCAAGUCACUUUGAUAGAUUCAGAAUCAUCAGAGAAAUGGUAGAGAUUAUUUCCCCCACUAGUGAACGUUGUAGCACCACCAAUUUGGAUCUUCUUGAGAGACAACUCAAGUGUCAUCUAGAAGGGAAGAAAUUUCUAUUGGUGCUUGAUGAUGUUUGGUCUGAUGAAUGGCAACAACUCUUUGGACUUCUCCAAUCCACAAAAGCACAGGCUAUUAAAAUCAUUGUGACUUGUAGAAAUCCUACAGUAUUAAAAAGCAUAGAUAAAAAAAAUAUAAUUAUUUUGAGAGAUAUAAAUGCUGAGGAAUACUGGUCAUUUUUUCUGAAUUGUGCCUCUGCUGAAAACAAUCCUGAACUACAUGAUAUAGGAAGGCGCAUAGUGAAAAAGCUAAUGGGAAUACCAUUAGCAGCGAAUACAGUGGGAAAGCUUCUUGGAAAACAUCUAACUAAGGAGCAUUGGAAUUAUGUAUUGGAAAAUGAUUUGUGGAAAUUAAAAAAUGAUGCACAAGAUAUCAUGCCUGCACUUGCAUUGAGUUACUAUCAUUUACCUCAACAUCUACAACUAUGCUUUGCCUUUUGUUCGGUGCUUCCUAAAAAUCAUACAUAUAAUGUGGAUGAAGUUAUUAGUAUGUGGAUAGCCAAUGGGUAUAUACAUGAAAGCAGUAGUUCAAAUGCAAUGAAUGAUAUAGGAAGACAGUAUUUUGAUGAAUUAGUGGCAUUAUGUUUCUUUUAUGAUUUUUUCGGUGACUCUAAAUUGUUCACAAUGCAUGACUUAAUACAUGAUUUGGCCGUAUUAGUUUCUCAUGAUGAGACUUGUAUUUAUGAGAGCAGAAACAAUAAAGAAAUUUCUGAAAAUGUCCGUCAUUUGUAUUCAGAAUGUUUGAUUGAUCUUGGGUUGGUACAUGAAACUAAUAACUUUCGCACACUUGUGUUAAAUGGAAUUUAUGACAUGCCUGCCUUCCUAAGCCAUAAAGCAUUCAGCAGAAUCCGAGUGCUAAUCAUCUGUGAUUGUGAUAUGCAAACAUUCCCGGAUGCUAUUCCUCAUCUAAAACACUUGCAACAUUUGGAUUUGAUGGAAACUGAUAUAAGAAAAAUACCAGAUUCACUAUGUAGGCUUUAUCAGUUGAGAGUGCUAAAAUUGCUUCACCCAAAGACGCUACCAAAUCAAUUUCAUAACCUCGUGAAACUUGAAAUAUUGUGCAUGUAUCAAUUCAGUUGGGACUCUUUGUAUGAUAAGCUAGAUUAUCUUGUGAAUAGAGAAAGAGGCUUCAUGGUUGCGCAAUUGAGGAAUAUGAAUGAACUAAGAGGAGAGCUGUCAAUUGAGAAUUUGGAGAACAUUGAUAAUAGGGAAGAAGCAAAAAAAGCCAAGUUGAAGGAAAAACGUCAUAUCAAGAAGUUGGGUUUACGUUGGCAUUAUACAUUGGAUGGUUCGGAGCAUGAUGUCCAGGAAGUACUUGAAGGCCUUGAACCUCAUCCUAACUUAGAAGAACUAAAGAUUAAAGGGUACAUGGGCUCCAAAACACCAAGCUGGCUUCAAAAAAUCCAGAAACUGAAAAUAAUAUACUUCAGCAAUUGCAGAAACCUGACAAUUGAGUGUGAAUCGUGUGAUGAUUCUGAGACUGAGAUGCUUCCAUCAUUGCAGCUGCUUUCAUUGAAGAAAUCAACAGUAUCAUUUACAGGCAUGGAAUCAUCAUCAUCAUCAUCUCCAACGACACCAGGGCAUCGCAAGUUAUUUCUUCAUCUUCAGAACCUCACUGUAGAGGGAUGUGAUGGAGUGAAUGGAUUACAUUGGCUUAUAGGUUCAGCACUGAAGCAGCUAGUGAUAAGCAAUAGUCCGGGCCUGGAUGACCAAUUUCCAGAAUGCCUCCGUGGCUUCUCUUCUCUUACUCAAUUAGAAUUGAGGGAGGCAAAGAUCCAAACCUUUGAUGCAGAGGUGAUGGCCACACUGCAUGCACUUGAAGAAAUACUUCUUGAAAAUUGUAAUGAGCUUUUUUCAGUGGAGGGUUUACAAGCCCUCCCUUCCCUAAAAAAAUUGUCUAUUGGUAAAUGCUCCAAAUUCAAAUUCUUGUGUAUGGAGGAGAUGACAGAGCUGCAAAAUAUACAGAUAGCAUAUUGCCAAGACCUGGAAUCUCUGCCUGUUUGGUUGCACCAUCUUCAUUUACUGAAACGAUUGUAUAUUAGCGAUUGCCCAAAGUUCCAUUCACUGCCAGAGGACGGCCUCCCUUCCUCACUUGAAGACUUGAAAAUCAUAAAUUGUAACCCAGGCUUAAUAGAACGGUGCCAACAAGUGGGGUCUCGAGAAUGGCUAAUGCUUCAACAAAUCCCUACAGGAAACUAUUUUGUUCGAAAUCUGAGUGGAUAUGAAGCAAGCAACCUCUCACAAAUUUCUCUAUGACAGAUUUACUAUAAACUUCAUUUUAAGAAUAAUAAGCAUCUCCAGAGCAAGGACAAGCAGAAUUCAAGUUUUCUUCAACAAGUGCUCAAUACUUGCUGAUCUUUAACAUGUUUCUCAGACAUAAAUUAGUAGCGUUAAUUUUCUAUCGCUCUUGAGAGAUUGGAGGCAAAUAUCAUUUGCACCACCACUGAUCUGCUGGAGCAUUCAAGUUUCAUAACACAAAUCUGAGAAGAAAUGUGGAUGAACUAUUUCAUGAUUGUCUUAUUAUUAGUGUUGAGUUGCUCUUUCUUUGUGUUAAUUCUGUUGCUAAUCUAAAUAAAGGUGGUGAUUGUAUUUCAAUAAACCUUAAUUCCACUAAACGAGAGGUAGUUGUUCAAAGCAGAAGAAAGAGGUGUAUGAUUUGUUUUGUACUUUUUUAUUGCCUAUAUUUUUCUUGUUUGCCGUGAGUUCUCACUAUAAUAAAAG